GAGGCCCGGGGGUUAUAGACAGGUCCACUCUACAGGAGGCUCUGGUGACGCUACAGGAGGCUCUGGUGACGCUACAGGAGGCUCUGGUGGUGACGCUGACCUACAGAUACCAUCCUCAUCCUUCCCGUCCUACACCGCCGGGAAGCUGUCAGGCAGUACACUCCAGGACACAGCGGUGGGCGACGAGUCGGCAACGUCAGAGAGGUUGUCGUCCUCACUCAAGAUGGCGGCUGCUUGGAGGACAAAAUCCGUUCCAUAUGAUGACGUGAACCUGGAUGUAUCGCCACAGACAGAGGACGGCUCACUGCUGCAGCUCCUGCGUACCAAGUCCCUGCCGUUGCUGGGGGGAGAGGGAGGCAGGGCGACGCGGCCACUGUCUUUACCAACACCUCACAAGUCUGGCCUGAGAAGUGUCCUGAUUAGAGGGACGUCCACCUCCACUCUUCCAUUGGUGACAAGUAAGUCCAUCAACCCGAGGCUGAGCGAGUGUUCAGAUUCGACGGCUGCGUCCGUCACCUCGCUAACUAGCACACCCGAUGAUCCAUCCUCAGCUGACCAACGUAAGCUGACCAGGUCUGUGUCUGACGGAUAUCUGUGGACGAGGCGCAAGAAGCAACUGAGGGAUGUUAGAGAUGAAUUCCCUGCCGGUACUCUGCCAUCAGUGAAGAACCUGAAGAACAAGUUCGACCAAAGCCACGAGACAGACUCAAAGACUGCUGACAGGUGGGUGAGUCACAUGGCGUCCCCACCUGGUGAUACCAACAUGGACGAUCCUUUAAGUACUCCAGGAUCCAACACUGCCACCAAGAGAAAAAGACUGAGUCGCCAUGAAAGCUUAGUAAAAUGGGAAGGAAGGAGUAUGGAGGAGUCCAUGAUAAAGAUGCACAAUAUUACUCGACAGUCUGUCAAGAUACUUCUACAACACUUUGAAAAUACACAACAACCUGAGGCAGGUGGCGCGGCUCCUGCCAGUGACGACACACCGUGUGAGGACACCAGCAGACCACCACUUGGUUUACCACCCAAGCCAGUAGAGAUUACAGAAAAACAGCCACAAGGGAAGUCGACACAACACACCAAGAGCCCAGCUGCCACCUCUCGUCCUCAAACUAAAGGUGACGUGGGCCUUUCACCCAACCAAAGUCUUCACACAUCUCUGUCAGUGAGGAAGCUCAAGACUGAGUUUGAGAGAAAAACAAAAGCGGGGUCGACCACAGCCCCCAUCAGCACAGUCCUCGUCGACACAGCCCACGCCAGCACAGUCCUCGUCGACACAGCCCACGCCAGCACAGUACUCGUCGACAUAGCCCCCGCCAGCACAGUCCUCGUCGACACAAUCCCUGCUGGCACAGUCCCCGCCGGCAAAGUCCCCGCCAGCACAGCCCUCGCCAGCACACAGAAGGCGUGUGGGAGGCAGUUGACCAAAGCACACAAUACCCAGCCUCAGGUGACUGACCCAGACAAUGUACCCAAAGAGGUAAUAAAGCAAGACUGCUCUCAACAACAACACCCUCAGCCUCUAACAAUCAAUACCCGCGACGAGAGACCUGCUCAGCCCUACCCGGAGGUGACAGUACACCCUAAAGGUGUUCCUUCAGUGAAUAAACUCAGAAAGAAAUUCGAAGAGACGUUGUCAAGUCAGUCUCACAAGAGGAGUGGUGGCGGAGACGGCCAAGUCAAACAAGAGCGGACAGCGAUCAAGACUCUACUCCGGAACCGCUUUGAGGGCAGCGCUGAUACCCAGACGCCCGAGACUCAGCCGAGAGGAAGAUCACACAGUUCAGCCGCCACACAAGUGAGGUCAUUUUCAUACGGGAAAAAUGAUCCAGAUAAGAUAGGAGAAGAGGACACAAGGCCAAGGACCAAGACACUCUCCCUGGGGUUAAUGAUGGGGCGGAGGAGGAGCAGUGUAGACAACUUAACCUCUUGUGACGGUGACUCCAGGCCCGAGGAAAGAGACGACACCGCACAACACUUAAUAAAUGACCACCAAGAGAAGACUAUGGAUAGCCGGGGACAAAAGAGGUCAAUGAAGAUGAGGUAUACUGAAAAAGAUGAAGAGAAGAGGAAACAAGAGGAGGGGAAAAAGAAGAGAGAUAAAGAAAACGAACAAGUAGAUAAGAGGAGACAAGAGCUGCAACAGGUGGAACAAAAACACCGGGAGAAAGAGAGAACAGAAGGAGAACAAAGAGAAAAAUAUAGAGAACAAGAGCCAAUGAAGAGAGAACAAGAACGAAGAGAGAGAGAGGAACAACUACGCAGAAGACAAAUCGAAGAACAAGAGAGGCUAGAACGAAGAGAAGGACGACGACAACAACACGACCUCAAGACGACACAAGAGGUCAAAAGGGAACAUGAAAAAAAGGAUAAAGAAGGAAGCAGGAAGGAAGAAGGAAGAGAAGGAAAUAGGAAGGAAGAAGGAAGAAGGGAAGAAAUUAAUGUCAAGACCCACCAAUCACUAUUACGUGGACGGAGUGUGCUAAAGACGGGGUCACUGAGGGUCAAACUAGCCAGUCGCCAUGGUCAUGAGUCGGCUGAGGGGCGAGGAAGGAGUGCCACUGUCCCAUCAAAGAGUCUUAGCUCACAGAGAGACACUACAGACGGUAAACAUCACCCCAUAGAUGACCACAAUGUUGGGGAGGCAUCUGGUGUCGCUACUCUCGUUGACAAGUUUACACAUAGUAAUAAACUACACAAGAAAGAUUGUGAAUCCUUGUCACCAGUUCCUGAAGGGUGUGUUAAAGGUUCCUCUACAGAAGCUAAGACGGAGGAGGACACUGCACAGGUUCUUACCACCUCGACCAAGAAUCACCCAGGAAACGUUCGGACACUGAGAGAAGGCGAACUACUCUUCUUCAAGAUGGGUAACACAGGUGAAGCCUUCGUCAGGAGUCAGAGUAUGAGGGAGAAGAAAAAACUUCCUCCUCCAUUCGCAAGACUUCGAGGAGGAUCAAUGAGAGGGAAUCAGACAGAACCCAAGUCGUCUACACCUCUGCCACACAACUGUCGACACCUCCACCCUGAUGAGCUGCGAUUCUUCACUCCUGGUAACAACAAUAUUUACACCGCGUAGCAAGUGGUCAACAGGGAGGCUACACCUUCAGCCUCCACCUCCACCAGGGCGAUGUUCCCUGACGUCAGCACCUAACACUAACCAAACCUAAUCCCCGAGGUAGCGAUAUGGUAUUUAAUCAUCAGGUGAAAUUAACUGUGUAGGGAGGGUGCUAAUCUUCAUGUGAACAUUCCAUCUGAGCGUUAAUUAAUGCACACCUGUUUGUUUACAUAUCAGACAAUGGGUACCAGCCACACACACACACAAGCCGUCAAAUCCUCGUUCAAGAAGACUGAUCCAUCUCUAAGUUAUCAUGUCGUGUUUAUUUUAACAUUAAAACAUAACAUUAACACACACAGUAAACUAACAUUCAUCGAUAUAAAAGUCAGAUGUUUAAUUGUUAAUAUAAAUGUUAUAACUGAGCUUCGACAAUUAACUAGGUCAAAAAUUUAUAAACCAGGGUGAAUUUAUUCUUAAGUAAAUUACUAAUAAAUUGUAAAUAUAAACUCGUGCUACAUGAAUUUAUUCGAGUCAAUUUUGUUUGUGUAUGAUAUUGAUUUCAGGGAUUUUGAAUUUUUGUGUGUUAUUUUGUAAUGGAAAUAAAAGAGUUUCAUUAGCA
Homarus americanus (American lobster) is the source of this 3671-nucleotide messenger RNA. RefSeq lists its product as uncharacterized. Lineage: Eukaryota; Metazoa; Arthropoda; Malacostraca; Decapoda; Nephropidae. The record is from RefSeq and is a predicted model, not a curated record. The coding region runs from base 224 to 3073 and encodes 949 amino acids. The transcript is spliced from 2 exons.